Aspergillus affinis is the source of this 2298-nucleotide messenger RNA. Its product is annotated as ferric reductase family protein. NCBI's taxonomy places the organism in Eukaryota, Fungi, Ascomycota, Eurotiomycetes, Eurotiales, Aspergillaceae. Gene Ontology annotation, biological process: intracellular iron ion homeostasis; iron ion transport; copper ion import. Gene Ontology annotation, cellular component: plasma membrane. The transcript is spliced from 7 exons. Gene Ontology annotation, molecular function: ferric-chelate reductase activity. The record is from RefSeq and is a predicted model, not a curated record. Bases 1 to 2298 code for a protein of 765 amino acids.
AUGCGUGAAACAAGCUGGUUGGUUCUGAUCUUUGGUACCGGUCUCGUUACUUCCAACCUCAUCCCGCCUGACGAACGCUGCGUCACCGCCAUUUAUAACGCAUAUGACUAUAUUUCCUUUGCCGGAAGUCCGUCGGUUGGGUUCUGGGACACGCGCUGCUUGAAUCCCCUGAAAGUCACAUCGACAUAUGCUUCUGCAGAGGUGCACUGCUCCUCGUCAGAGCAGGCCGCGGGCCUGUCACAGUUAGCUACGCUAUGUCGCCAGGUCGCACAUCUAGACUUGAUCUCUCGCGACAAACUUGCCACCAAUCUUACCGGUGAUCGGAUCCAACGAAUGAGAGUAGUGAAUUAUCAGGAGAUUCCUAGACAUCUACGGCUCGACGCUCCUGUCAUACUCUCUCCUUCGUAUUACAGUCGCACUUUCCAAACUAUUGACGCUUGGCAAUUUGAAACAUGGACACACUAUGCGUACGGCCUCGCUGGCUACGGUUUCUGGGCCGGCAUUCUAGCAGUUGGGGUUGUUCAUCGUUGUGCUCAGCAAUUCCUCCUCUCGCGGCGCGCUUCUACAGGCCAUCAACAACAUCCCCUGGUCCGUGGCUUAGGUUAUCCAUUCCGCGAAAUGUACAAUUGGAUCAACACCCACCUCGUCGUCGCUAGUCCCUUGCCAUCCCAUGGUCGACACAUUCUCUGGUGGGCAUUUCCUACACGCAUCGAAGCCCUAGUCACUUUUGCAUUCUGGACAAUCAGUACUGUCCUAUGCAUGGUGGGUUAUAGGACUUUCUUGGGCAACAUCUAUUGGCCCGAUAUUUCUGCCCAGCUCUUGCGUUACGCGGCGGAUCGCACAGGCAUUCUCUCAUUUGCAAAUCUUCCAUUGCUGUGGAUAUUUGCUGGCCGGAACAACAUAUUUCUCUGGGCAACCGGCUGGAGCUUCGCCACAUUCAAUAUAUUUCAUCGGCAUGUAGCUUGGAUAGCCACGACUCAGGCGUUUAUUCACACCAUCCUAUAUUUGAUUCUAUUUAUUCAAAAUGGAAACGCCUGGAAAAAGAUGCAAAAGCCAUAUCUAUUCUGGGGUACUAUAGCAAUGGCGGCCAUGAUACUGGUUCUCCCUUCGGCCGUGGAUUGGUUUAGGCGUCGAAAUUACGAGACCUUCCUUCUGCUUCAUAUUGCUUUCUCGGUGGCAACGGUCAUCGGUUGUUUCUACCAUACGGUCAUCUUUGAGGGCCAUGAAUAUUGGCUCUAUCUCUGGCCCGUUGUUGGAGUCUGGGCCCUUGAUCGAUCUUUCCGCUUAAUUCGUCUGAUAUAUUGCAAUAUUUAUGUUCGAGCUCAUGCCGGAAAAGGACUUCAAUAUACCCGCAGUUUAGCAACCUACGAUGAAAGUUCCGACGUGAUUCGACUAGAGGUGAUACCUGGAUCCUCGCUACUGCGCCCAACCGCUGGACAAUACUAUUAUCUAUACCAGCCGUUUCGGCUAACAGGGUGGGAAAGCCACCCUUUUACCCUGGGUGCCUGGUCAUUUGAAACGGGGACUCGGACACCUUCAUUGCUACGGUCGGAAGCUCCGAAACGCGAUCAGACAGUAGACACCUCUCAAAUCCCCCUACUUGCCGAUUCUUGUGCGACCGAUAAUUCCUUCGAUGAGGUCUCGCGACCAAGCAGUCGGCUUAAGCUCGUAUUCUGGAUCCGACCUUUUGAUGGUUGGACACGCUCUCUUCGAGAACAAUGCAAGGGAUGUCCAGAUCGGAUCUUGGAUACAACUAUUCUCAUGGAGGGCCCCUACGGUGAAGAGUUCCCAGCGUGGAACUAUGAGUCAAUCCUGUUUGUGGCUGGAGGAACGGGAAUUGCAGCAAUUGUUCCUUACAUCCAAGACUACCUUGCCCGAUCUGCCACCGCGGACGGCAGUACAACGCAAGUCCAAGAUAUGCAGCUUGUCUGGACGACGCGACAAGCAGCCUUUGUUCGACAACUUGCGACCGGGGAGCUGAGUCCGGCUCUCGCCCGCAGCGAUUUUCAUGCUUCCUUCUACGUAACAUCGCCGGGAGAAAACUACAUUGAGGAGGAUUCCCAUCCUACUACACAUAAUGAGGUUUUCGAUAAAGAUUUUGAGAUCAACAUAGGAAGACCUGACCUUCAAUCCUGCAUCAUAUCCCAUGCACACGACGCUCAGCUCCAUGGUUGUUCAGCGCUUGUCUUGGUAUGCGGGCCAUCCGCCAUGGCCGAUCAGGCUCGAGAUGCGGUGUAUCGUGCAAAGCGCCAGGGCUACCAAGGUAUUCGCUACGCCGAAGAAUCUUUCACCUGGUGA